Molecule: messenger RNA, 310 nt
Organism: Hyalella azteca
Lineage: Eukaryota; Metazoa; Arthropoda; Malacostraca; Amphipoda; Hyalellidae
Product: b(0,+)-type amino acid transporter 1-like
Biological process (GO): amino acid transmembrane transport
Cellular component (GO): membrane
Molecular function (GO): L-amino acid transmembrane transporter activity
Source: RefSeq, a predicted model, not a curated record
GAACAACUUGAAUAACGUCACCGAGGAGCUGAAGGAACCUGCCAUUAACCUGCCCCGGGCCAUCAUGAUCGCGUUACCCACGGUUACGCUGUGUUACAUGCUGGUCAACGUCAGCUACCUCGCCGUCAUGAGUCCGGACCAGUUACUCGCCUCGGAAACUGUUGCUGUCGUGUACGGGCACGCACUGCUGGGGACGGCGGGAAAGCUGGUCAUGAUCCUGGCGGUGGUUUUAUCAACUUUUGGCGCCGCCAACGGCUCAGCGUUCACCGCAGCGCGGUGGGUGAUACCUCGUCUGGGGGCGUGGGAGUGA